AUGACUCGUGCUGUUAACCAGAAGCAAGAAGACAUAAACUCAAUGAUUUGGUUGACAUUCACUUGGGGAUUUCUGAAGACCAUUAUGGCCAAUUUUACAGUUCAGCAGUUCUCUAUUGUAUGUCUGCAGGGAUUUCAAAACCAAGAUAGCAAAACAUUCCUUUCUGUAUGUUUCCUCAUCAUUUACCUGUUCAUUUGCCUGGCAAACAUCACCAUCAUCAUUAUAUUUGCACUGGAUGAGAACCUUCACAAGCCCAUGUAUAUUAUGAUUUCUAAUCUAGCUGCUAUUGACAUUGUAUAUUCAACCGUGACAAUCCCUAAAAUGCUAGCCAUGUUCUUAUUUGAUUACAGCUUGAUAUCUUUCCAUGCUUGCUUCCUGCAGAUGAUAUUUUACCUUGGCUUAGGUACUGUAGAAGUCUUCCUUUUGGUUUUAAUGGCAUACGACAGAUAUUUGGCCAUCUGCAAUCCUCUUCAUUACCCUUCCAUUAUGACCAACAGCAAAAGCGUUCAGCAAGUUAUUUUUUGCUGGGUUGGUGGGCUGCUUAGCCCACUGAUCUCCGUCAUAUUGGCCAUCCGGUUGCCUUUCUGUGGACCUAAUAGGGUUCUCCACUGCUUUUGUGACCACUCAUCUGUGAUUAGGCUCGCUUGUGCUGAGAUUACAAUUAACAGCUAUGUUGGUUUGACGUUUGCUUUGGGAGUUCUGGUAAUCCCUUUAGCCUACAUUCUGUAUUCCUAUGUCAGAAUCAUAAUGUCGGUAAUCAAAAUCACCAGUUCUGAGGGACGCUUUAAGGCUUUCUCUACCUGUGGUACACAUUUAAUAGUAGUUUGCAUAUUUUUUCUAUCCUCUGUCAGUGUUUAUAUCUCUUAUCGCAUUCCAGGUUCCUCUGAAGAUGUACGAAUGAUGACAUCAAUUGUUGGAAUUGUUAUUUCUCCUGUAAUUAACCCAAUCAUCUACUGCCUGAGGACUAAAGAGAUCUGGGACAGUUGUGUGAAAACCCUGAAAAGGGCUAAAUUAUUACCAUCCUAG
Molecule: messenger RNA, 1026 nt
Organism: Polypterus senegalus (gray bichir)
Lineage: Eukaryota; Metazoa; Chordata; Cladistia; Polypteriformes; Polypteridae
Product: olfactory receptor 6N1-like
Exons: 2
Coding region: 1-1026 (341 amino acids)
Biological process (GO): G protein-coupled receptor signaling pathway
Cellular component (GO): membrane
Molecular function (GO): olfactory receptor activity; G protein-coupled receptor activity
Source: RefSeq, a predicted model, not a curated record